Messenger RNA from Cuscuta epithymum, 2544 nucleotides. Lineage: Eukaryota; Viridiplantae; Streptophyta; Magnoliopsida; Solanales; Convolvulaceae. The record is from the annotation of a GenBank genome assembly.
AAAUUUUAGUCAAUGGGAAAGGAGGGCGCGUGAUACCGGGACGAUUUGUCGGCCGUUAAAGGUCAAAUCCUCCCAGUCCGCCACUUCGGCGGCCACAUUCAUUUACUUCCUUGCAUCCGUUGCAAGGUGAGUUGCAGAAAUUCUACACAGAUUGGGGGAGACAGUUUCAGAUUUUUGCAGCUUGCGGAAGACGAAGCGCGCUGAGAAUGGAGGCGAAGCAGAAUAGAGAUAAGCAAAAGUUCGUUGCUUUCACCGGCGCUGUCGCUUUUCUCGCCGUAGCCGUCAACUUUGCCGUAACUGCUUACAUUUCUCACAAGAGAAGCCGCAAUAGAAAAGGUUUAGAGAUUCCGGGGCUAAAUGUUCGAAUAAAUCUAUCUGCUUCAGAGAUUCUGAGAUUAGCGGACAACAUAAUUACCAAAUCAAAGCAGGUCCAUGAUGCAGUUGCUUCUGUUCCUCUGGACAAGGUCAGUUAUGCAAAUGUGGUUUUACCAUUGGCAGAACUGGAAGCAGAGCAAUUUCCUCUGAUACAGUCAUGUGUCUUUGCAAAGUGGGUGUCAGCUUCACCUGAAGUUCGAAAAGCUAGUGCUCAAGCAGAGAAAAAAAUAGAUGCUCAUAUUUCAAUUUGCAGUAAACUUGAAGAUGUUUACCGAGUUGUUAAAUCUCUGGCAUCAAAAGCAGACAGGAUGACCACUGAAGCCAAAAGAUUUAUUCAAUUCCUGGUUCGAGACUUUGAACGGAAUGGGUUAAGUCUUACCUUAACCAAGAGAGAGGAGUUGCAUCGCUUGAGGACUCAAAUUGAUGAGCUGAGUACGCAAUAUAUUCGAAACUUGAACGAUGAUACUACUUUUCUCACUCUUAGUGAGACAGAGCUAACAGGAUUACCAGCACCUUUCCUUAAGAGAUUAGAAAAAACAGAUAAAGGAAAAGUAAAAUUAAUUCUGAAAAGCCAUCACGUUACACCAGUUCUAGAGCUCUGCAAGGUAGGAUCAACCAGGAAAGUCGUGGCUUUGGCUUAUGGAAGGAGAUGUGAGGUCAAUCUCACUGUCUUAGAAAAACUGACUCAGCUGCGGCAUAAACUUGCAAGAUUGCUUGGCUAUUCCAACUUUGCUGAAUUUGCCACAGAUGUUAGAAUGGCCAGCUCCUCAUCUAAGGUUUUCGAGCUCUUGGAGAAUGUAUCUGCCGGUUUGACUGAUUUGGCAACAAGAGAACUUACUCUGUUAAAAGAACUUAAGAAAAAAGAGGAAGGUGAAUUGCCCUUUGGUAUUGAAGACCUUCCUUACUACCUUAAAAGGAUCAAAGAACAACAAUGUGAUCUCAACUUCGGAGUCAUCAGACAGUAUUUUCCGUGUGAUUUGGUUUUAUCAGGAAUCUUUAAAAUAUGUCAAGACCUAUUUGGUUUAGGGUUUGAGGAAGUUUCAAAUGCCGAGCUUUGGCAUCCUGAUGUAAAGCUUUUUUCUGUUUCUGAUCUGAGUUCUAAAGAGCUGCUGGGAUAUUUUUUCUUAGAUAUGUACUGGAGGGAAGGAAAAUAUGCUCAUACUUGUUUUGUAGCUCUUCAAAAUGGUUCAAUAAUCAAUGGAAUUAGACAGAUUCCAGUGGCAUUACUUAUUUCUCAAAUUGACAAGGAUAUUGGAGGUCUACCAGGGUUAUUGAGAUUCUCUGACAUUGUCAGUCUUUUCCAUGAGUUUGGUCACGUGAUACAUCACAUUUGCAAUCGUGCAUCAUUUCCCAAAUUCUCUGGGCUGCGCCUGGAUCCAGAUUUCGUCGAGAUUCCCGCCUUACUGUUUGAGAACUGGUGUUAUGAGCCCUCCUGCUUGAAGUUGAUAUCUGGGUUUCAUCAGGACAUCACACAGCCUAUCAAGGAUGAACAUUGCAAAGCACUGAAGGAGAGGAGAUAUGCUUUUUCAGCAUUGAAAUUAAAACAGGAAAUAUUUUAUUGUCUUUUUGAUCAGAUCAUUCAUUCGACUGAAAACGUUGAUAUCACUGCAUUAUACAAACAUCUCUAUCCAAAGGUAAUGCUAGGCUUACCAAUGUUAGAAGGAACUAACCCGGCUUCGUGUUUUCCACAAACUGCUGUUGGCUGUGAAGCUACUUGUUACAGUCGGAUAUGGAGCGAGGUUUUUGCAGCUGACUUAUUUGCUCAGAAGUUCCGCAACAAUAUAUUUAACCUGCAAUCAGGCUUGCAAUUUAGGGACAAGGUAUUGGCUCCUGGGGGAGCUAGUGACCCGCUCGAACUCUUGUUGGAGUUUCUUGGGAGGGAACCAUCACUACAAGCGUUUCUGAGUAGCAGAGUUACAUCAAGCUAAUUUAUGGACCAUGGUGACUUUCUCUGCAACCACUGUUUAUUACGUAUUAGGUAGGGGUUUUGUUGAAAUAUUACUAAAUUGAUACUCAAUGACAGAGUACAGUAAUUUUUCAUGAAAGCAUUCACAUUUUUAUUCAAGGAUCUCAUUUUAGUAAUAUAUUUGUCAUGAUUCCUAUUAAAUCAAUCAACAAAUAUCUGCUUGCGGGAAAUUUGGGUUUCUUUUUGGUCUAGAACUAUUUUUU